Messenger RNA from Medicago truncatula (barrel medic), 1301 nucleotides. RefSeq names its product FHA domain-containing protein FhaA. Gene Ontology annotation, biological process: defense response. The transcript has a single exon. The coding region runs from base 78 to 1184 and encodes 368 amino acids. Lineage: Eukaryota; Viridiplantae; Streptophyta; Magnoliopsida; Fabales; Fabaceae. The record is from RefSeq and is a predicted model, not a curated record.
CUUAUAAAUCCCAACUCGUACCAAUUGAAUAAUUCAUUCCUUUGUUUACCUUGUUAUUUCUCCCCCAUUUUGCUUUCAUGGCGUCCUAUGAGGUUGAAGUGAAGCUUUCCUCUGCCAACAACCUCAAGAACGUGAAUUGGCGGAACGGUCCUAACCGCCCAUACGCUGUUGUUUGGGUUGAUCCAUCACAAAAAUGUUCCACCAACGUCGCCGAGUUUGGUGAUACUCAACCAAAUUGGGAUGAGGAAUUCCUCAUCCCUUUGCCACCAUCGGCAAACAUCAACGAUUACAUCCUUUUCGUUGAUGUUCUCCACUCAGAACCGAAUGACAAGCCUCUUGUUAUCGGCUCAGCUCAACUUUCACUCAAUGAAGUCCAAAUUGGUGAUGGAUCAGUCAACCGUACAUUGAAGUUGAAGCGCCCUUCUGGACGCCCACAAGGAACGGUUGACAUUAAAGUCCAAAUAAAAAACAAAGGUUAUCAGGCUCCUUAUGGUGUCCCUCCUCCUUAUGGUGUUCCUCAACCUUAUGGUGUUCCUCCUCCUGCUCAACAACCUUAUGGAACUCCAUACGGUGCUCCUGCACCUGCACCGUAUGGAAAUUCAUACGGUGGAGGUGUGAGUGUAACAUAUGGAAAUCCAUACAAUACUACACCACCUCCUCUAGGCUACCCUGCACCUGCACCCACACCUGCACCGUAUGCGUACGGUCAGGGCAGCCAGCAAGGCUAUGGAAGUACACCAUCUGUGAAUGUGACUGUGGGAGGGGCUGUGGCACCGGAGAAGAUCAAUCUGAUUGGCCAACCCAACUACGGCUACGGUCAACAAGGUAGUGGUUAUGGACAACCUGCACCAACUGUCAAUGUGACUGUGGGAGGGGCGGCACCGGAGAAGAAUAGCGGCCAACCAAGCUAUGGAUAUGGUCAAAGUGGUCAGCAAGGCUAUGGUUCCAGCCAAAGUGUGCCUCCUGUGAAUGUGAAUGUGGGAAGGGAGGUGCAACAAGAGAAGAAAAGUAGCAAAUUUGGUUUGGGAGCAGGUUUGGUUAUGGGGGCUGUUGUGGGAGGAAUUGGUGCCCUAGCAUUGGAGAAAGGUAUUGAUCAUGUAGAAGACCAGAUUGCAGAUCGUGCGGCUGAGAAAGUGGAGGUGAAUGAGUACUAUGAAGAUUACUAUGAAGAGGAGGAGUACUAAGGGAUUAUUUUCCAUAAGAUUUCGAUGUAAUUUCAAUUUCGUCAAAUAAAGCAAACUUGUUAGAAUGAAAUGUAACAAUGAAAGUCAAUGUUGAAGUUAUUUUUAAAUGAAAUGAAA